GUUGCAUAAAAAAACCAAACAAGGAACAGCCACCAACCGCGUUAGAAGUCGAUUAAAGUUUGAUUUUGUGCUAUAUACUCUUUGCAUUCAUAUUAUGUAGGAGGAAAAACAACAAGAAUACAAGAUAGUGGAAAAUUUUUACAUGGAAACAAACACAAUUACUAAAUCUCUUUUAAGAUUAAUUCAUAGUAUAGAUUGUACAAUAGCUAAAAAAAAAAAUCAUUUUAGAAUAUUUGAUAAAAGUUGUCCCUGAUAUCUUUUCAAAAUCAGAAAAAAAAAAGAGAAAAAAAGAAAAAAAAAAAGUCAUAUCAUCGAUUAUAAAUUUAUAACUCCCUAAGACCCUAAGCCAUAGAUGCAUGUAUAAUGCAAUAACUAAUUCUAUAUAAAAAGAGAAUAUAAUGAAAAGGUAAAGUAACGACUAUUUUUCGUAUGGAAUAAUAUUUUAAAUUUUUUGGUGAAGAAACAAGGUAUAUAAUUUAAACGAGAUUUGAUAUCAGGUAAUAAGUAUCACCCUUAAAAAAAUUUAAAUCAAUUAAGCUAGUUUCAUUUGCUUUGUACGAGUAUUAAUGGCAGAAGUUUGACAAAGAAAACUGUGGGUCGAGAGGCCAAUUGGCGCCCAUACUAUAUUAUUUGCUUCACUUGGAUUUAUGCUUAGGCUUUAGUGCUUUACUCCAUUAUAUAAACUCUAUUCCAAUUUUGGCUGACUAUCUAGUCAACUAAGAUAAAACUUCCAUAAAGUUAUACAAUUGAAACACGGUUCCACUCGAUUACAAAUCAUGUAUUGAACCUCAUAGAUUCAGAUGAAUUGAUCAGCAAAAACUAAAUAUAAAUGCACCCAGCCACCCAUUGAGUGAGCUGAACAUACUCGUCUCAACAAACAAUAAUGUCGCCCCAAUAUACUACUUUCCUCGUAACUUAUGUUUUACUGAUAGUCUCCCUUACAGCAACUGCUGUUUUAUCAGCAGACAGUGGCCUGCAGGUUGAACUAGAAGCUUUGAAGGCGUUCAGAAACUCGAUCACCAACGACCCUCUGAGUCAACUCUCAGGCUGGAACAGCAGCAGUCAUCACUGCAACUGGACUGGCAUAUCCUGCGACCCAUCUACGAACAAUGUGAUUGUGAUAUCCCUGACUGAGAAGCAGCUCCAAGGAAAGCUCUCGAGUUUUGUUGGUAACUUGUCGAAACUUCAGGUUCUUGAUCUAACCUCUAAUGCUUUCUUUGGUCAAAUUCCUGCUGAACUUGGGAAAUGCUCACAGCUUAUAGAACUCACUCUAUUUGAUAAUUCUUUUUCUAGCAACAUUCCACCACAACUAGGCAAUCUUCGGAACUUGCAAUCACUAGACUUAGGAAACAACUUUCUUGAUGGAAAUAUCCCUGAUAGUAUCACAAACUGCAUAAACUUAGGUGCACUUGGACUGAACUCCAAUAAAUUUACUGGUAAGAUUCCGUCGAACAUUGGAAAUCUUAAAUCUCUUCAAGUUUUUAUCGGUUAUAACAACAGCUUUGAAGGUCCUAUACCUGAUUCUGUAGGAAGGCUGAUGAAAUUGCGAGUUUUAGACUUUAGUCAAAACAAAUUAUCAGGUAGACUUACUUCUUGGAUAGGGAACUUGACAGGUUUAGAAACACUUCAGCUUUUUGAGAACUUGUUGUUUGGAGAAAUUCCGCCUGAAGUUGGGAAAUGCAAGAACCUUACCCUUUUGAACAUUUAUAGCAAUAAUUUUGUUGGAAAAAUACCUUCUGAAAUUGGGAAUUUAGUUAACCUGCAAAAAUUAAGGCUGUACAAAAAUAAGUUGACUUCAGUAAUUCCGAAGUCCUUAAUCAACUGUAAGUCAUUGACACAUUUGGAGAUUUCAAUGAAUGAAUUAAGUGGGAAAAUACCUUCUGAAAUUGGGUUUUUACCGUCGUUAGAGAUGUUGAUGUUGCACUCUAACAAUUUCACUGGUUCAAUUCCGCCUUCUAUAACCAACCUGAAAAACCUGACAUAUUUCUCAGCAAGUUUCAAUUUCCUGACAGGAGAAAUACCAUCCGAUAUUGGGAAGCUAUAUAACUUAAAGAACCUUACCUUGAACCAAAACCUACUAAGUGGCCCAAUUCCUUCUAGUACAACCAAUUGUACACAACUUCUUGCCGUAAGCCUCAGUUAUAACAGGUUAAUUGGUGAGCUCCCACAUGGUUUGGGGCUGUUAACUAACAUGACAAUCUUUUCAGUAGGAAGAAAUUCUUUGUCUGGUAACAUACCGGAUGAUAUCUUUGAUUGCGCUAGUCUUGAAACUCUUGAUUUAGCUGUAAACAACUUCAGUGGACCGCUGAAACCAAGUAUUGGGAAUAUGAGUAAUCUGAGGAGGCUGCAACUUCAUUCAAAUUCUUUUACAGGGAAGAUUCCACCAGAAAUUGGUAAUCUUAGCAGGUUAUUUACACUACAGAUAGACAGAAACAGGUUGUCAGGCCGAAUUCCACAUGAAAUCUCAAAGCUCGCUCUCCUCCAAGAUCUUGCCUUGCAUGACAAUCGACUAGAAGGUGAAAUUCCAGAGGAGUUAUUCCAACUCAAACAGCUUACUAUACUAGAGUUGCAGAACAAUCAGUUUAGUGGUCAAGUUUCAAAUUCUAUCUCAAAACUCGAGCUUCUUUCAACCUUGAACCUUGGAGGAAACAAUUUCCAUGGGCACAUUCCAUCAGGCAUGGCUAUACUCAGCCGUCUAACAAUGUUAGAUCUUUCUCACAACAAUUUCAGUGGGUCAGUUUCAGGACCAGUUAUAGCAAACAUGAAGGGGUUGCAAACUUACCUCAACUUAUCACACAAUUUUCUGUCAGAAACAAUUCCUGAACAAAUUGGCAUGUUGGAGAUGGUACAGUCCAUCGACAUGUCACACAAUAAUUUCUCAGGACCUGUUCCAGCAACACUCAAAGGCUGCAGAAACCUGCUGAACCUUGAUUUAUCAGCGAAUGAGCUUUCUGGUUCACUUCAUGAAGGUAUGUUUGAUGAGACAAAUCCUCUUACAAGCAUAAAUCUGUCAAGAAACCAGCUCAAUAGUCAGAUUCCUGCAAGUUUGGCAAAGCUGAGGCAACUGAAUUCACUAGACCUUUCACAAAACCAACUUUACGGGCCAAUCCCUGACAAGCUCAAUGACCUUUCAAGUUUAAAAUUUCUUAAUCUCUCAAACAAUCAUCUUGAAGGUGCUAUUCCACAAAACGGUGUCCUCCAAAACUUCCCUGUAUCAAGUUUUUCGGGAAACAAAGGGUUGUGUGGGACCAAACUUCUUCGUUCUUGCACCAAGAAGAGCAUCUCCAAUUCUAUGCGCAGGAAAACAAUAUUGAUCUUGAUACCCCUUUUGUGUGCAUCAGUAUUGUUACUUCUUAUAAUUGUCAUCCUGCUUUAUAAGCAGCAACAACGUAAUCAAAAGAGAAGCAUCAGGGAAGUUGAGGGACUUGAGACACCUGAGAUAGAUAAUGCAGGAGCUUUAACAUUGAAGAGAUUCAGUUCAAGGGAUAUAGAAGUUGCUACUGACAAUUUCAGUGAAAGCCGUGUUCUUGGUAGCAGUAAUCUAAGCACUGUCUACAAGGGAACAUUGCAAGAUGGGAAAACUGUUGCAAUAAAGAAGCUGAAUUUAGUACAAUUUGCAGCAGAAUCUAACAAGUGUUUCUACAGAGAAGCCAAAAUCUUGAGUCAGCUAAAACAUCGAAACUUAGUCAAGGUGAUUGGCUAUGCUUGGGAGAGCAAAAAGUUGAAGUCGUUAGUUCUAGAAUACAUGGAAAACGGAAAUUUAGAGCAGAUCAUUCAUGAUCCUUCAGCAGACCGCUCAUAUUGGACUUUAUCAAAGAGAAUUGAUGUCUGUAUCUCUAUAGCUGAAGGAUUGGCUUACUUGCAUUCAGGUUACGACACCCCUAUAAUUCACUGUGACUUGAAGCCUUCAAAUAUUCUCUUGGAUAAAGAUUGGGAAGCUCAUGUCAGUGAUUUUGGAACUGCUCGGAUGCUGGGUGUUCAUCUUCCAAAUGGUCUUAGCAGUACCACAGUGUCAGCAUUCAAAGGCACUAUUGGCUACAUGGCACCAGAGUUUGCGUAUAUGAGGACUCUUACGACCAAAGUAGAUAUAUUCAGCUUUGGAGUUAUAAUCAUGGAGUUCCUCAUGAAACAAAGGCCAACAGGUCUUACUGAAGAAGGCGGAUCACCACUCACCUUGCGCCAUCUGGUGGAAAAGGCAAUGGCUGAAGACAGGCCACUUACUGUUAUUGACCCUGAUCUGUCUUCAAGUAUCACAAGAAAAGAAGAAGUGAUUGUCAGAGAAAUUCUUAAACUAGCAUUGUCCUGUACCUCCCUUAAUCCUGAAAAUCGACCUGACAUAAACUUGGUGAUGUCGUGUCUAAUUAAGCUAGAUAGUCCCAUAAGCUGUCAAAACCAUGACAUCCAUUCUUCAAAGUAGAUUAAGGAACGAGUAAGAAACUUCUCUCUGAUAAGUAGUCCAAUUAUGAAUGGUAAUUUUCCAUCUUAACAUGUUUUGCUUUACUAAGUACAGACAUAAUGACAUUUUUGUGUAUGGUGAUUUUCUUGUAAUUUUCAAACUUUUCUCAUUUCUAUUUUCU
Molecule: messenger RNA, 4577 nt
Organism: Chenopodium quinoa (quinoa)
Lineage: Eukaryota; Viridiplantae; Streptophyta; Magnoliopsida; Caryophyllales; Amaranthaceae
Product: LRR receptor-like serine/threonine-protein kinase FLS2
Exons: 2
Coding region: 884-4417 (1177 amino acids)
Biological process (GO): protein phosphorylation
Cellular component (GO): plasma membrane
Molecular function (GO): ATP binding; protein binding; protein kinase activity
Source: RefSeq, a predicted model, not a curated record